Mirounga angustirostris (Northern elephant seal) is the source of this 6145-nucleotide messenger RNA. It is a transcript of the gene SMG6, whose product is annotated as SMG6 nonsense mediated mRNA decay factor. The record is from RefSeq and is a predicted model, not a curated record. Gene Ontology annotation, biological process: nuclear-transcribed mRNA catabolic process, nonsense-mediated decay. NCBI's taxonomy places the organism in Eukaryota, Metazoa, Chordata, Mammalia, Carnivora, Phocidae. Gene Ontology annotation, molecular function: telomeric repeat DNA binding; protein binding; telomerase RNA binding. The transcript is spliced from 20 exons. The coding region runs from base 94 to 4470 and encodes 1458 amino acids. Gene Ontology annotation, cellular component: telomerase holoenzyme complex.
GGUGGGUAAGCGCGCGCACCGCCCGUCCGUCGUGGUUUCCUGGCUGCGCGCGGCGGUGGCGGAGUGGCUGCAGCUGUAGCAGCAGCCGCGAAGAUGGCGGAGGGGUUGGAGCGUGUCCGGAUCUCCGCGUCGGAGCUGCGAGGGAUUCUGGCUGCUCUGGCUCCGCAGGCCGGGAGCAGAGAAAACAUGAAGGAGCCCAGGCAGCGCAGAGAUAACCGGCGCCCAGAUCUGGAAAUCUAUAAGCCUGGUCUUUCCCGAUUGAGGAACAAACCUAAAAUCAAGGAACCUUCUGGGAGUGACGAAUUUAAGGAUGAAAUUAUUAACGACAGGGAUUCCUCUGCUGUUGGAAAUGGUACACAGGUCAUUAAAGAUGUCUGCAAGGAACUGGAUAACCAACAUCAAAAUGGUCCUGUAGACCCAGAAAAUAUUGGGGCACAGGAGUCCUUUCCUAGCACUUCUGGACAAGAGGAUCGAAGUCUAAGAAUUAUCAAGAGAACAAAGAAACCUGACAUGCAGAUCUACCAGCCUGGAAGGCGUUUGCAGACUCUUACCAAAGAAUCGACUGGCAGAGUGGGUGAGGAAGAAAUCCUCAACCAGGUGGAGCAAUUGAGAGUAGAAGAAGAUGAGUAUAGGGGAAAUGUGAAAGAGGAGGUCAUGAAUAAACCAGACAAAGAUGAGGCAGAAAAAGGCCUAAAUGGUGACAGAAUAAGGGCUGCAAAGGGAGAAAAAGGAAAGAGGAUUGAGAAGGGGGAGGGGAUAAAGAAAGUGACCGAUGACCUGGCACAGGGGAAGCCGGGUUCAGCAAAGCGCUACUCCCGCUCAGACAAACGAAGGAACCGCUACCGCACUUGUAGUACCAGCUCGGCUGGCAGCAACAACAGCGCUGAGGGGGCUGGCCUGACUGAUAGUGGAUGUCGCCGCCGCCGACAGGAUCGGACCAAGGAGAGGCCACGACUGAAGAAGCAAGUAUCUAUGUCCUCAACUGACUCUUUAGAUGAGGACAGAAUCGAUGAGCCCGAUGGGCCCAGGAGGAGCUCGGAAAGGAAGAAACAUUUAGAAAGAAGCUGGUCUGGCCGUGGGGAGGGAGAGCAGAAAAGCAAUGGGAAAGAAAAUCGAGGCACUCUUCGUGUCACUUUUGAUGCAGAAACCAUGAACAAAGAUUCCCCCCUCGUGAGAUCAGCCAGGGAGGAUGUGGAUAGGAUAAAGCUUGACAAAGGCCUGAGCAGUGGGGGCAAAGGCUCAGAGAAGCAGGAGUCCAAAAACCUGAAACAAGAACUUCGAGGCCGUGGUCGUGGCAUUCUGAUUCUGCCUGCCCAUACCACCCUAUCGGUCAGUUCAGCCGGUUCUCCAGAAUCUGCACCUUUGGGACCUCGGCUUUUAUUUGGAUCUGGUAGUAAGGGAUCUCGGAGUUGGGGCCGAGGAGGCACCACUCGACGAUUAUGGGACCCAAACAAUCCUGAUCAGAAACCUGCUCUAAAGAGCCAGACGCCCCAGCUACAUUUCUUAGACACUGAUGAUGAAGUCAGCCCUACCUCUUGGGGUGAUUCCCGCCAAGCCCAAGCAUCUUACUAUAAGUUUCAAAACUCUGACAACCCCUAUUAUUACCCCCGGACACCAGGCCCUGCCUCUCAGUAUCCUUAUACGGGCUAUAGCCCUCUGCAGUACCCUGUGGGCCCUACAAAUGGUGUGUACCCCGGGCCUUACUACCCAGGCUACCCAACUGCAUCAGGACAGUAUGUCUGUGGCCCCCUCCCUGCCAGCACCAUGAGUCCUGAGGAGAUGGAACAGCACAUGAGGAACAUGCAGCAGCAGGAGCUACAUAGGCUUCUCCGGGUGGCUGACAACCAGGAACUGCAGCUCAGCAACCUGCUCUCCAGGGACCGCAUCAGCCCUGAGGGUCUGGAGAAGAUGACCCAGCUCAGGUGUGCUGUGUUCCGUCCUAGAGGGACGUGGGGAGCUGAACUGCUGCAGCUAUAUGAGCGCUGUAUCCUAUUAGAUAUUGAGUUCUCUGAUAAUCAGAAUGUGGAUCAGAUCCUGUGGAAGAAUGCUUUCUAUCAGGUGAUUGAGAAGUUCAGGCAGCUUCUCAAGGAUCCAAAUGUUGAGAACCCCGAACAGAUUCGGAACAGACUUUUGGAGCUCUUGGAUGAGGGUAGUGACUUCUUUGAUAGUUUGCUUCAGAAGCUGCAGGUUACUUACAAGUUCAAACUGGAGGACUACAUGGAUGGUCUUGCCAUUCGCAGCAAGCCAUUACGCAAGACAGUAAAAUAUGCUUUGAUCAGUGCCCAACGAUGUAUGAUUUGCCAAGGAGAUAUUGCUAGGUAUCGGGAACAAGCCAAUGACACAGCAAACUACGGGAAAGCACGCAGUUGGUACCUAAAGGCCCAGCAUAUUGCUCCCAAGAAUGGGCGCCCAUAUAACCAGUUGGCUCUGCUGGCAGUGUAUACGAUCUUACCAAACUCCUCUCAAUAUGCCUCUAACAGAGAGCCUUGGGAGCAGGUAACAGCCCCUCGUAAGGAAGCUGAAUUGAAGGCGGUGGGGAGGUCAAUGAGGAGGAAGCUUGAUGCUGUCUAUUACUAUAUGCGCAGUUUAGCUGCCAGCAACCCUAUCCUGACUGCCAAGGAGAGUCUCAUGAGCUUGUUUGAGGAGACCAAACGAAAGGCAGAGCAGAUGGAAAAAAAGCAACACGAGGAAUUGGAACUGAGCCCUGACCAGUGGCGGAAAGGAAAGAAGUCUACUUUCCGGCAUGUUGGAGAUGACACCACUCGCUUAGAGAUCUGGAUCCAUCCAUCACAUCCCCGGUCCUCCCAGGGCACUGAAUCUGGGAAGGAUUCUGAGCAGGAGAAUGGGCUGGGCAGCCUGAGCCCAAGUGAUCUGAACAAAAGGUUCAUCCUCAGUUUUCUCCAUGCCCAUGGGAAGCUGUUUACCCGGAUUGGGAUGGAGACAUUCCCUGCGGUGGCGGAGAAGGUCCUCAAGGAGUUCCAGGUGCUGCUGCAGCACAGCCCCCCUCCUAUUGGAAGUACCCGCAUGCUGCAGCUUAUGACCAUCAACAUGUUCGCUGUGCACAACUCUCAGCUGAAAGACUGCUUCUCGGAAGAGUGUCGCUCUGUGAUCCAGGAGCAAGCCGCAGCGCUGGGCUUGGCCAUGUUUUCUCUCCUGGUGCGGCGCUGCACCUACUUACUUAAGGAGUCUGCCAAAGCUCAGUUGUCCUCUCCUGAGGACGAGGAUGACCAAGAUGACAUCAAGGUGUCUUCCUUCGUCUCGGACCUGAAGGAACUGCUCCCCAGUGUGAAAGUCUGGUCGGACUGGAUGCUCGGCUACCCAGACACCUGGAAUCCUCCUCCCACAUCCCUGGACCUGCCCUCACAGGUUGCUAUGGAUGUGUGGUCGAUGCUGGCUGAUUUCUGUAACAUAUUGACUGCGGUGAAUCAGUCUGAGGUGCCACUGUACAAGGACCCGGACGAUGACCUCACCCUUCUUAUCCUGGAAGAGGAUCGGCUUCUCUCGGGCUUUGUCCCCUUGCUGGCUGCCCCUCAGGACCCCUGCUACGUGGAGAAAACCUCGGAUAAGGUUAUUGCAGCCGACUGCAAAAGGGUCACAGUGCUGAAGUAUUUUCUGGAAGCCCUUUGUGGACAAGAAGAGCCUCUGCUGGCAUUCAAGGGUGGAAAAUAUGUGUCAGUGGCACCCGUCCCAGACACCAUGGGAAAGGAAAUGGGAAGCCAAGAGGGAAAACAACUGGAAGAUGAGGAGGAGGACGUGGUGAUUGAAGACUUUGAGGAAGAUUCAGAGGCCGAAGGCAGCGGGGGUGAGGAUGACAUCAGGGAACUUCGUGCCAAGAAGCUGGCUCUGGCCAGGAAGAUAGCCGAGCAGCAGCGUCGCCAAGAAAAGAUCCAGGCUGUCCUGGAGGACCAGAGUCAGAUGAGGCAGAUGGAGCUCGAGAUCAGACCCUUGUUCCUUGUACCAGACACCAAUGGCUUCAUUGACCACCUGGCCAGUCUGGCACGGCUGCUGGAGAGUAGGAGGUACAUCCUGGUGGUACCCCUCAUCGUGAUCAAUGAACUGGACGGCCUGGCCAAGGGGCAGGAGACAGACCACCGGGCUGGGGGCUAUGCCCGUGUGGUGCAGGAAAAGGCCCGGAAGUCCAUUGAGUUCCUCGAGCGGCGAUUUGAGAGUCGGGACUCUUGCCUACGGGCCCUGACCAGCCGUGGCAAUGAACUCGAAUCCAUCGCCUUCCGCAGUGAAGACAUCACUGGCCAACUGGGUAACAACGAUGACCUGAUCCUCUCCUGUUGCCUCCACUACUGCAAAGACAAGGCUAAGGACUUCAUGCCCACCAACAAAGAGGAGCCGAUCCGGCUGCUGCGGGAGGUGGUGCUCUUGACAGAUGACCGCAACCUGCGCGUGAAGGCACUGACGAGGAACGUGCCUGUGCGAGACAUCCCGGCCUUCCUCGCGUGGGCCCAGGUGGGCUGAGGGGGCCGCACCGGGGCCCCCCCCCGUCAUGGAACCAUUCCUGAGAGGCCACCAGGCGCCCAGUGUAGCACCGGCGAUGCCCACGUGCCUGAGCCACCAAUCCACCCAGACAAUAAACCAUCCUCUUCCAAUCCACGCUGUGGCCGUGCUGUGGGGGAGCUGCUCCUCACAGAGCCCCUCCUGAGGGUCGAGCGGAAGCUGCUGGGACCCUCCUGGGCUGCCAAGAUUUAGCAGGGCGGUGGCUGGCUGCAGUGACAGCAGGUGGGUGAGCCAGAUAGGCCGCCCACGGUCUCAGCCUUUCUCCCUCCCCCUGUCUAGUUCAAGGGCUCGCGGAAGGCCUCCUCAGCCCAGGGACUCGGCCACUUUCUCAGCUGGAGACAGGGCAGGGGGUUGCAUUUCCAUCAGGUGCAGGUGAAAUGAUCUUCAGAACCCCUGUGCUUCUCAUGAAUGUGUCCCAAGAGGCUUUGGUCAUGCCAUGAAGAGAAUGUGCAGGGUGUGUCUGAGGCCUGGAUUCCCUGAUGGAUCCCAGUUGGCUUCUGGACACCAUGUCCCGAACAGCAGCCCUAGGCCCCACCUUUUCUACCCCCUACCCCAAACACACAUCCAUUCUGCUGCUCUUCUCCCUGUCCUUCUCAUUCUGGGUCCAUUACACUUUGCCCCUCGUUCCCCCUUGGAUGGUCGUGGGUCUAUAGGAAAGGGACAUCUGGCUUCAGACUCCUGCUUCCUGGGUGGCAUUUGCCUUCUCCUCUCCCUCAUUGGCCUUCCUUUUGCUCUAGUUCCCAUUUCACGAAAUUUCUUCAGACUCUUCUCAGUUCCCCGCUCCUCUCUCCUCGCGCUCUCCUUCCUGAACCAUCUCCUUGGCCUCCUUCCCUUUCUAGUUGGUCCCUCUCACCUCCCCAAUCCCUUCAAAUUCUUCACCUCAGGUCCUUGCCAUGGGGAUUCCCAAUCUGAAUCGUCCUCCUCUGGUACCUCCUCUGGUACCUCUUCCUUCUCUGUGCCAGGAACCUAAUAAAGCUUUCCUGCCCUGACCCUCUUUCUCAGACCCCUUGUACUCUGAGAAACUUCCAGGCUCCUGCAGACCAGCCUGAGGGUAGGGUGGGCCAGUGCCUGAGAGGGGCAUCGCCUAGCCUGGAGUGUACACUGUUUCUAGCUUUGCCCUAGAAGAACUUGACACAGGGGCCUUUUGGCCUUUGAGGGUUUUGUUGCCUCUUUAGCUGGCACCUGUGUCCAGAGCCUCCCUUGAGGGGCUUCCUACUGGGAAUGGGUUCUCCCAACCCGGGGACAGGGAUGAAAGGAACUUGGAGGAAGACAGGACUUUGAGGAGGAGCCAGGAGUCCAUUUUGAUGGGACCAGAGAGGGAAUCCCCCAGAGCUCCCCUUCUGGACUGUACAGGCUUCCUAGAGGAUGGGAGAAAGGGCUACCCUCCCUGAGGCCCAAGAUUAUACCAGGAGGAGGGGGUACUGUACAGGAGAGCCACCAGUGGUUUGGGAGUAUGAGUCCCCCAAGGGCCUCAGAAGACUGGCUCUUUGGGGUACAGGGUCCCAGUCUCUUCUUUGAGAUCCUCUCCCCUGGAUGAAGGCCAAUGACUGGGUGGGUGGGAGACCCAUCUCUCCUUUCUGUCCCAUUUGCAGCACUGGUUUUGUUUCCUUAAUAAAUUUUUAGUUAUGAACAUGCC